Molecule: messenger RNA, 1344 nt
Organism: Triticum aestivum (bread wheat)
Lineage: Eukaryota; Viridiplantae; Streptophyta; Magnoliopsida; Poales; Poaceae
Exons: 1
Coding region: 84-1193 (369 amino acids)
Source: RefSeq, a predicted model, not a curated record
GUUCCAGGCAAAUAAGCGGCGGCAGUCGGUCGGACCGCAGCCGCCGGACCGCGGCCCCUGGUUAUCUCCCACGAACCUGCAGUAUGGACUGGGCGAACCUCGGGGACGGGCCGGCCGGCAUGAUCCCCGAGCUUGCCCUCGCCAGCGAUGUGGCCGACUAUGUUCGCUUCCGCGCCGUGUGCCAACCAUGGCGGCGGUGCUCGCCAGACCCGUGCGCCGGCGGCCUGGACAGUCUCUUCCUCCCCCACCAGUGGAUCAUGCUCGACAAAGCCUUUGCCGGGCCACGCCGCCAUCGUUUCCUCAACGUAUCUACAGGCGAGUGCAUCCGGAUGGACAUCCAGGAGCUCGGCGUCGGCGGCCACACGUUGCUUGCGCUCACCCCGGAGGGCCUCCUGCUGCUGCUCCACGAGCCCAGCCUGGUCGUCCGCCUGCUUAACCCUCUCACACACCAGCUCACCGAUCUCCCCCCGAUGACCGCGCUCCUGACACCAGAGCAGCAUCGAUCUUGGAGCUGUGGCUUUGAGAUGGGAAAAUUAAUCAGGGUGUCUGGCGUGGGCCUUGUUGUCGAAGCCUCCACGGUGGCAGUCAGUUUUUUUAAUCAGGGGCUUGUCGUCGCUAAGCCUGGCGAUGUGAGUUGGACCGUGGUCGCCAAUCAAUCCAUGAGUUCGUGUAUGCCUUUUGCCGGACGCUUCUACUGCGCCAACUACAGGGGCGUCAUGGUGCUGACGACCAGCUCGGAUCAGCAGCCGCCACGGCUUCAUAUGCUCGUUGACCGGAACAAGUCGUGUGAUCUUUUCCAAAUGAUGGACAACCACCACCACCUGGUGGACAAUGGUGGGGAGUUGAUGCUGGUGCACCGGACCACCCUAUACCGGUACAGCGGCUAUGAGCGGAGCUAUGAUGUUUAUAGAGUGGAUUUGGAAGCUGGGGCCCUGGUCCCGAUCAAGGGCUUCAACGGACGGGCCGUGUUCAUGGGCAUUGGUCGCACGAUUUCCGUAUCAGCCGAGACCCCCUUUUCAUCUAUUGCUGCUGAUACAAUCUACCCGGGGCACGAUUGUGAAGGUCAGAUUCAGGGGUACAAUAUUGCGGAUGGAAGCACAUACAGUGUCGGACUAGAUGAGUUGGUAUGUCCGCCUGGUGUUAUGGAUUGUCUUCGCUUCUGCAUCCAGGGAGUCGGCAGAUGGCUUGCUUGAGCCUCACGUCUACUGCUGUGAUUCUGGUUCGGGAGUUGCAUGCUUUGUGAGUAUAUCAGUAGUUACUAUGCACUGUGUAUCAGACCAUGUUAAACAUAUGCAUCUCAAAUAAGGUAAACGCUCAUAAGUUUACUUAUUUAUAUCCAAUAGU